Mizuhopecten yessoensis (Yesso scallop) is the source of this 2510-nucleotide messenger RNA. RefSeq names its product long-chain fatty acid transport protein 1-like. The transcript has 10 exons. The coding region runs from base 44 to 2035 and encodes 663 amino acids. The record is from RefSeq and is a predicted model, not a curated record. Gene Ontology annotation, molecular function: long-chain fatty acid-CoA ligase activity; long-chain fatty acid transmembrane transporter activity. NCBI's taxonomy places the organism in Eukaryota, Metazoa, Mollusca, Bivalvia, Pectinida, Pectinidae.
UUUCUAAACGCCGAUAACUGAUCCGGUGAUACGGCGGCCACCAAUGUUAGGGUCAAAGUCUACCCUGACUGUCGCCAGGCUGGUCAGAGACGUUGCAUACAUUUUCAUUGACAACAUGGCACUUGUCAAAUGUGCAGCCUUUUUCAUGCUGGGAGCCGCGCUAUCGUACGGUGUCGGCCUGGCGUGCACCCUGACGACACUGCUGGUGUUCGGUGUUUACCUCGUUACGGGAGGCUGGCGUUUUACAUGGGUUGUUAUAAACACUCUUCCAAGAGAUUUGAGGGGGCUGACUGUAUUAUUGAGGACAAAGUUUGUAAUUAAAGACCAUUUAAGAUCAGGAACUACAAUAGCAAAGUUAUUUACAAAGUCUGCUAACAAAUAUCCUAACAAAGCGUGUGUUUUGUUUGAGGAUGAGGUCUGGACAUUUCAAGAAGUUGAGGCAUACUCCAACUCAAUUGCAAAUUAUUUUUACCAAGCUGGAUUUCAGAAAGGAGAUGUUGUAUCUAUUUACAUGGACAACAGACCGCAGUAUUUCUGUUACUGGCUUGGAUUGUCGAAGAUAGGAGUGGUGUCGGCUUUGAUUAAUUACAACCUCCGCAAGCAGCAGCUUACUCAUUCUAUAAUUGCAGCUGAGUCGAGGGCAGUCAUCUUUGGGAAGGAGUUCACUGAAGAUAUAAAGGAGGCAGUUCAUGGUAAUGGAAAGCUGAAGCUGUAUAUUACAGGAACCAACAAUAUUGCCGACCCCUCCAUAACAUGUCUUGACCCUCUGCUGGAGAAGGUCUCCAAAUUCAAUCCUCCAGCAGUUCCAGUAAAAUUCAGUGAGAAGCUGUUCCUUGUGUUUACAUCAGGAACAACAGGUUUACCAAAGGCUGCAGUGAUCACACACACCAGGUUUUUCUACAUGUCAUUUGCUAUCCAGCAGAUGUACCGUCUGUCUGGGAAGGACACCCUGUACACCUCCCUGCCCCUCUACCACACUGCUGGGGGAAUCCUAGGGGUGGGGCAGGUUGUGCUCGGGGGCACCACUCUCGCUCUUCGACGCAAAUUUUCAGCCAGCAAGUUCUGGGAGGACUGUGUGAGAUACAACUGCACUGCUAGCCAGUACAUAGGUGAAAUAUGUCGGUAUUUACUAGCCCAACCUCAUCGUAAUUUUGACCGUCAGCACAAAGUGAGGAUCAUGUUCGGUAAUGGUCUGAGGCCACAGAUUUGGAAGGAAUUCCAAGACCGGUUUGGUGUGCAACAGAUGGGAGAGUUCUAUGGGGCGACUGAGGGCAAUUGUAACACACUGAACCCAGACAACACGGUAGGAGCUGUGGGAUUCACCACCAUGAUAGCCCCCUUCUUGUACCCUAUCACACUCAUACGUGUAGACGAACAAGGCGAACACAUGCGUGACAGAAAUGGCGUCUGUAUCAAGGCCAAACCAGGGGAGCGAGGAGAGUUAGUAGGUAAGAUUGUAAAGGGCGAUGCUCUCCGAGAAUUUGACGGCUACGUCAACAAGACGGCUACCAGCAAGAAGAUUUGUGCCAGUGUUUUCAAGAAAGGUGACUUGGGGUUCCUCACAGGAGAUGUGUUAAUCAUGGACCAGUUUGGCUACUUCUAUUUCCAGGAUCGUACGGGCGACACAUUCCGUUGGCGUGGCGAGAACGUCUCUACGAUGGAGGUGGAAGCUGUCGUCAGUAACAUCGUCAGGCUUUGUGACUCAGUUGUGUAUGGAGUAGAAGUACCUGGCUUAGAAGGCAGAGCGGGGAUGGUAGCCAUUGAGGACCAGAAUGACAAUUUAGAUCUACAUUAUCUACAGACAGAACUACAGAAGGCCCUGGCCUCGUACGCUCGGCCUGUGUUUGUGCGUCUGUUGAAGACUGUCGCCACUACAGGGACAUUUAAGCUGAAGAAGGUGGAGUUACGGCAGGAAGGAUUUGACCCCAACAAGGUGAAGGACAGACUGUUUUAUAUGAACUCUAAGAGUGGCUGCUAUGAACCAAUCACCCCACAGGUUUACAGGGACGUCUGUAAUGGUAAAACCCGCUUGUAAAUCAAACAGGGGCCACUAGAUAGUUGAACAUCAAUCACCCCACAGGUUUACAGGGACGUCUGUAACUGUAAAACUCGCUUGUAAACCAACCUGGGGCCACUAGAUAGUUCAACAUCUAUCACCCCACAGGUUUACAGGGACGUCUGUAACGGUAAAACUCGCUUGUAAACCAACCUGGGGCAACUAGAUAGUUCAACAUCUAUUUAGAGGAACAAGCAACAAACAGAACUAUAUUCAGGGGAGAUCCUUAUAAGGAAAUCAAUCAAUAUGCUCAUAGACUUUUACGUAAUCUGCCGUUUCUACUCCGACAGACUUAUGAUAUUGUUUGAUAGCUUGUGAUAUUGAUAGUUAAAACUUGAUAUAAUGAUAUAAUGCCCCUCAUUUCAUUUGCCCAUAUUUUCAAGGUCCCCUUUUCCUUCAUGAUUCAUUUAUAAUCUAUUCCAUGGAAUAUUACCUCCCCCCCCCCCCCCCAAAC